AAUUUUUUUCACCUAAAGAGGAAGGCAUUUUACCUGAACAGGAAGGCAUUUCACUGUAAUCGGAAGGUGGAGAAACCUUUUUCCCUCCUCCUUUUUUAUUGGCGGAGGCGGAGAAGUGGAAACUACAGUGUUGCAGGCGCUGACCCGCUCGUUGUAAUGUCAGCAAACAAUUUAUCAGAAGCAGCGACAUUACUUCAGAGUUUGUUAGGAUCUACGCAGACUCUGGCAAAUGCGUCUACAGACGGCCAGCAGCCGACUACUUCGGUCGGAUCCGUUGACAACCGCUUAGCAAUGCUUUUCCCGUCACAUCAGGCUGGUAGCGGCUCCGGUGCUACCAGGGGAUCUCCGCCUCUACCGUUAGGUGCUAAUAUGCCUGGAUGUACGCCACGCUAUCAAGCACAGAAGCACUUUAGUUCGUGGACGACCUGCUCAAGAAAAAAAAGAAUGAAGACACAGCAACAUGGCAAUUUCCACAAUGACGUGAUACUACUCCCCAAUCCAUCAUGGGGAAUUGUGUGCAAGCAAGGUCCGAAAUUACGUUUACACAAGCAUGGGCACAUCCUCAGUGCCUUUGAAUUCCAGAAGGCCUGGGACUAUCAGACAAUUGUACAACACAUCAGGGAUGGCUUUGGUGGGCGCAUUCCAGAAGAUGUCAGCAUCCAGUUUUUAAUGUCUUGUGGCAAUAAGCUGGUGACCCCAAAACUCCAGGAGGGACAAGAGCUGAAUGGGAUAAUGUUCCAUAAGGUUUAUAAAUCCAAAGCCCUCUAUGUGAGACCAUCAACGACCCUUUUAACUGACAUGGAUGAUGAAAAUGAACUUUCCCACGCCACUACCAGAGCAAUGUCAGGUGACAGCGAUGAAGACUGUGUUGAAUUAGUUGGUCCACAAAUCCCCAUGGGCAGAAGUGGGCAGGCUACCACAAGGUCUGCUGCAAAGUUUGGCUGUCAUAGUGGUCACAGUGGAGAUGGCAACCAUCGCACUAAAACUGCUAAUGAAGACUGCAGUGGUGCCAAUAACAUUACCACCAGUACUAUCAAAAACUGCAAAGUAAUAACUCCUGGCACGAGUGGACAUGAUGCAGAAGAUAAUGCAAGAAGUGAUGGCAACUCUGCUCCUGGUUGUGAUGAAGACUACAUCUCAUAUGUAACAGUUGUAGCUAGUCUUUCUGAUGAAUCUUCUGAUGACGAGGAACUAAACAAAGCGAUAACAGCUAGUUUGGAGAGUCAUCUUACAGAAAAGGUGCCAGUUGAUGUGAUACUGCAGGAGUUGUCAAGGAAAAUUUGCACACAACGGCAGUGCAAAUUCAAUAUAAACCGUGCUGCUAUCUGGGAUGGGGCAAAGCGAGGCUUCCAAAGGGUAUCCUAUGACCCCACCUACAGAAUGUGUGUAAAAUUUUCAGAUGACAUGGGGAGAAUUGAGGAAGGGGUGGAUUUGGGGGGCCCAAGGAGAGAGUUUUUGAGGCUGCUGAUGGAGACUAUUGCCAUGUCCUCCUAGUUUGAGGGAAAAGAAAACAGGAAGAACCUGGCUCUGGACAGUACUGCUCUAAGAGAGGACUGGUACUACAUAGCUGGCAGAGCCAUUGCAGUUAGCUUAGUACAUGGCGGUCCACCUCCAAAUUUCCUCUCCCCAACAGUAUUUUCUCUUUUGGUUGAUGGCUCAGCCAAUCCAGUCCGAGAAGAUAUUGCUGACACAGAACUUUUGGAAAAAGUUAAAAAGGUAUCUGAAAGUACAACUCUUGAAGACCUUGAGAAGUCAAAGGCUCCUCUACUUGACUAUUUGGCCAAUGCAGGAUGCCUGAGGCCUAUGCGGUCAGUAGGAGACAGGGAUCUACUGGUGCAUGACAUUGUCAUGUUUCAGGUUAUCUACAGGGUGCAGUGUCCAUUUCAAAGAUUCUGUGAGGGACUAAAAACUCUUGGGGUCCUGGAGAAAAUCCAAAGACAUCCUGAUAGCUUUCGUCCUUUGUUCUGCUUUGAGCCAAGCCCACUGACUGCUGACCUGAUGGAUGAUUUGUUCAGCAUUCAUCUGUCUCCUGAAGGAAGCAACAAGAGAGUUGCUGAGGAGAUGGUUGUUACAUUCUGGAGAGACUAUCUCCAGGAUGCAGAGGAGGAGGAAGGGCCCUCCAAACUACAGAAAAUAUUGGCCUUCGCAACUGGAGCAUCUGUUGUACCACCCAUUGGCUUUUCACCAAGCCCUUCCAUCCAGUUCAUUCACAAAGGAGAUGACGACUUCUCCUGUACACCAAUGUUCCCCAUGGCCAACACGUGUGUUAACUGUAUCAAGUUACCACUACACGUGUCAUACCUGCUGUUCAAGGAGAAGUUUGACUUCGCACUCGGCAACACAUAUGGGUUUGGCAGGGCAUGAACACAUCAUACUCUAUUUUACCUUUCUUUCUCUGCUUGUCUAGGUCUGUCUUAAAAAACUAAAGGGCCACUGUUAGUUGCAUUUGAAUGCCCACCUUGCUGGUUCCAGUCAGAGGGUGCAGACCUAUUUUUCCACCCCCCAAAGGGAAGGCAAGGGGUAGGUUAUUGUUUUUGGUUCAGUUUGUUUGUUAACACUUUAGCAGCAAAACUAUUGGUUGAAUUCAUUCCAAAUUGGGUUUAUAGAUUGCCAG
Sphaeramia orbicularis (orbiculate cardinalfish) is the source of this 2614-nucleotide messenger RNA. Its product is annotated as G2/M phase-specific E3 ubiquitin-protein ligase-like. The transcript has 9 exons. Gene Ontology annotation, molecular function: ubiquitin protein ligase activity. Gene Ontology annotation, biological process: protein polyubiquitination; ubiquitin-dependent protein catabolic process. The record is from RefSeq and is a predicted model, not a curated record. Lineage: Eukaryota; Metazoa; Chordata; Actinopteri; Kurtiformes; Apogonidae. Gene Ontology annotation, cellular component: cytoplasm.